Vicia faba (fava bean) is the source of this 477-nucleotide messenger RNA. Lineage: Eukaryota; Viridiplantae; Streptophyta; Magnoliopsida; Fabales; Fabaceae. The record is from the annotation of a GenBank genome assembly.
AUGGGGGUCCUUGGUAGUAUGGCAAGAAAUUUGGAUACAUUAAUAGGGCCUGGAGUAAUGCUUCUUUUUCCUUUAUACUCAUCCAUGAGGGCAAUUGAAAGUCCUUCAACCUUAGAUGAUCAGCAGUGGCUAACUUAUUGGGUUUUAUACUCCUUCAUAACCCUCUUUGAGCUUUCAUUUUACAAGAUCUUACCAUGGUUUCCGAUUUGGCCAUACAUGAAGCUUGUGUUUUGCAUGUGGCUGGUAUUACCAAUGUUCAAUGGGGCUGCUUUUUUAUAUGAGAAUUAUGUGAGACAAUAUGUAAAAAAUAUAGGAAAUUAUGGAGGUUUCAAUAAGUAUCAAGAGGAACAAAAGAAAGUCCUUCAGAUGAUUAGCAUGGAUGCAAGAAAAGCUGUUGAACGUUAUAUAGAUAGAUUUGGCCCUGAUGCCUUUGAGAGAGUAAUCAAAGUGGCUGAGAAAGAAGCAAGGAAGCACUAA